AUGGAUAAAGCAUCGGCUUGGGGACUGAAGGGUUCCGGGUUCGAUUCUGGUCAAGGGCAUGUACCUUGGUUGCUGGCAUAUCCCCAGUACGGGAUGUGCAAGAGGCAGCUGAUUGAUGACACUCUCUCAUCAUUGUUUCUAACUCUCUAUCUCUCUCCCUUCCUCUCUGUACAAAAUAAAAUAUAUUUUUUUAAGAAAAUAAAAAUAAAAAAAUUCUCGUCAAUAGAUGGUAUUCUUUUUGUAUUAUCAAGUUAUAAGAACAAUGACCCCAAUGCAGAGGAUUUAUUAUUUUAUUUCAAAAUUCAGCUGUUAUGUUAUAACCACAAGGUAUUUAAAAUCAGUAGUUUAUAA
Pipistrellus nathusii (Nathusius's pipistrelle) is the source of this 351-nucleotide messenger RNA. The record is from the annotation of a GenBank genome assembly. Lineage: Eukaryota; Metazoa; Chordata; Mammalia; Chiroptera; Vespertilionidae.